This is a messenger RNA of Sungouiella intermedia, 1698 nucleotides long. NCBI's taxonomy places the organism in Eukaryota, Fungi, Ascomycota, Pichiomycetes, Serinales, Metschnikowiaceae. The record is from the annotation of a GenBank genome assembly.
AUGAAAAGAACCGGCCCCAACCACCGGAAAUCAAAAGUCGCUCGUAUUCCAGAUACUGGAUACACUGGGCAUGUGACUUCUCCUGGAGAAACAGUAUCGUCUGUUGAAAACUUCAAUGACUUCUACAAUAACUAUGUCAAGGCACGAAAACCGGUAAAGAUCACCGGAACUACCAACCAUCCUGUCGACUUGAAGAAGCUUCGUGUGGAUACAAUUGUCAAUACGCUUGGCUAUCCAGAUAAGUUGCAAGUGGAGCGCAAACAUGGCUACGGUUUUGGGCUGGGACUGACCAGGGAGCUCAUGACAAUGAGUCUGAUUGUUGAGAAGUUGGCCCUGGGCGACGACACUUACUACUUGACAACCCAAUAUGACAGUCACGACGUAGAGGACGAAGAUGCCACCGGAAAGGACGGGUCUGAAGCUCUAGACCAAGGCUCAGAUGACAAUGGAGGGGAGGAAGAGGAGAAGCAGGACAACGAUAAUGAUGACGACGAUGACGACGACGACGAAGUUGGAAGUUUUGGAGAUUCCGCAGAUUUUGAUGGUUCUGAAAAUUUCGAAGUUGCUAGAAUUUCCACAAACGGAGUAUCUCCAGAUUCAGAUAAAAUCGACCCGCAUGCUAUCCAAACCAUUGCACACGUUGAAUCCGAUUCUGACGACGAAGACCUUGCGAACCAACUCGAGGCUUUCUCCAAUGGUGACAUUCAUGACGACUUUGAAGAAGACUUUGAAGACGACGAUAACGACAUCAGUUCGGACUCCGACUCCAUUGAAAACUACGCAGACCCCGAAAAUAAACUCACCGCAGACGACAUUGAAUUCCGGGUCCGGACGCUUCUUCAACCUCCUCUCACCACGCUAGCUCAUGACGAAACAUUCCCAAUCAGCCCCGCCCCGUUUAACAAAUUGGUGACGCAACAAAUCAAUUUGUGGAUGGGUGCUUCACUGGACAACCCUGCCAAGCCAGACUUGCUUCGUCCCAGUCGUCACAACUUGCGCAAGUACGUUCCAUCCGGUAACUCGUCUGGACUCCACCACGACCAUGCAGACAAUUUGUAUGUUUUGACAGAAGGCAGAAAGCGGUUCACGCUCUACUCACCUGCUGAUGCUCACACUCUUUACACUGUUGGUAACAUCAACAAGGUAUACGGAAACGGGCUUGUGGAUUACAAAGUGAACAAACAUGCGCCUCACUGGCGGCAUAUGCGGGAGGACGGUGCCAUCAUCGGAGAACAUGCGAGAUGGAUGUUAGAGAAGGAUGAAUGUAGUGGCGAUAUGCGGGCUCAGCUCAUGGAUGCACUCGUCAACGAGGAGGUGUACAAUGGAACUAGCCCUGACAAGCUAGAUCCUCCCAGCUUCUCUACAGUCCCUCCCAUUUUAGCCCAUUUAGAUGAAUUGACGGACAAAGAAGAGAUCGACGCGCUUACUGCCUUUGCAAACAAAGAAUUUCCCGGUUUCCUACAACUUAAUAAGAUGGAGGUGUGGCUAGAACCUGGAGAUAUGCUUUAUCUUCCGUGUGGCUGGUUUCACGAGGUGACGAGCUAUUCCUCAGAACUGGGCAGUGCCCAUAUUGCUUUGAACUGGUGGUUCAUGCCUCCUGCUACUUCAGAGGAUACUCCUUACCAGGAUGACUACUGGAAGGAGGAUUUUACUAAGACGCUUGGAGCGAUCCAGUAUGUGAAAGACCAUGGCACCUAG